Heterobilharzia americana is the source of this 1588-nucleotide messenger RNA. Lineage: Eukaryota; Metazoa; Platyhelminthes; Trematoda; Strigeidida; Schistosomatidae. The record is from the annotation of a GenBank genome assembly.
CUAUGAUCCCAUUUAGUGAUUUCUGUGGAAAUUAUUCACGUGUACCACCUGUUGUCAAUACACCUAACUAUGUUAUGCCACAAAAUAAUCUAUGCAGAAAUGAUUCAUCCCAAACCAUCUCUCAUACUACAACCCCCUCUAGGAGAGGUAGACGAUCAAAUGUUCCACCUGAAAUUAGAGAGCAAACGCGUCGAUUGAAAAAACAAAAUAUGGAGCGUAAACGACGUGCAUGUAUCUCUGAUAAAAUGAAUGCUUUGCAUAACUUGGCUAUGAAUUUAAUUGGAAUUGAUGCUGAGGAAAGACACAAAGUUGAAAAAGCUGACAUCCUGAAUCUUUGUCAUAGUGUUUUUCAAGGAAUAGCGAACAUAAUUAAAGACGAACCUGAAUUACAAAACCGUUUACGAAAGUUACAUCAUCAUAUGAUUGAAGAAUCCACUUCAUCUACAUCAGUGUCAAUUAAAUUAGAAACUGGUACUUCUUUUGUAUCUACUGAUACAAUCCCACAGUACACUUUAUUAGAUAAAAAUAAUCAAAGUACAGAUCAUCAGAAUCAUUAUGAACAACAUCCAAGACAAUCGAAGGUUAUCUCAUCGUUUGAAGCACCAAAGUCACAGCCACCAUCAUUAUACUGUUUUUCAAGUAAUCAAAAUCUUGAGGAACAGAAUAAAGAAAAUAAAAUACCGAAAUUGAUUAUAAGAAAUUCUUCAAUUAUAAACUAUAAACCAGUUCCUGAUAUCAGUGAUAGGUGUACUAAAUCUUCUCUAUCUGAUAAUACACCAUAUAUGUUAUCAUCAUCUUCCAUCUAUUCAACACCAUUGAAUAAUUUACAUUCGAAUAAUAUUAUUUAUUCACAAGAUAAACCAUUGAAAAUGCUACAAUGUCAAUCAACACCUUUACAAUAUACUAAAAAAUUUAAUUUAUCAUUGAAUAAUUCUGAUAGUGGUAUAGACAGUAACCAAUCAAUUGAAGUGAUAUCAGACAGAAAACAGUUAUCCAUUUCAAAUGAAGUUCAUCCCAUGCUUUCCUCUGAAUUCAUCUUAGGAGAAAUAUCAAAUAAGCUAUCACUAUCAUCUAGUUCAAUGAUGAAUUCACCAUUAUUAUGUGAUGACUUUUCAUCAGCAUUCACUAUUGCAGCAAAUACGUUAACUACUACUACUACUACUACUCAUAUGAUCAAAUCAGUAGACGCUUCUUUCUCAUCUAGUAAUCCUCAUCAUUAUCAAAGUUCAAUUGUGACUAAUAGUUUGUCGACUUCUGCUGCUUCUAAUACACAAACAGUUUUCACUAGUGGCACUGAUACUAUACCAAUGUGGAGACCAUACCUUGACUAAUUUGAACAUAGCAUGGUUCCAUCUUCCAAUUAUACCAAAUACCAUUGCUUUCUUUUCUGCUAAACAAAAUUAUAUCAUGUACAUAAAACAGAGACAAAUAUACAUUUACAAAUUCACCGGUAAAUUAUGCAAUUCCACUCAAAAUAUUACCAUUGAACUGUAAAGAUGAAGUUGUCUAAAUUUAUCUUUGAAUGCAAAAAGUCAUAGAUCAUUGAACAGAAUAGAUUUGUACAGAUUUCAUUGACCUUUUAAACUAC